AUGCCUCAACCAACAAACUAUGAGUCUGCUGUCCAGGAUAUCGAGCAGGAGAAGAAAAUGGUGGCCGCGUUGAAGCGGUUGUCCAUCGGCAACAUGAUGAGCUACGAUCCCGACUUGCCCAUGGAGAACAUGGAGCAGCAGUUGCGGUUCCAGCACAACGCCGAGGACCCCCAUCCGUCCUCCUCCACCAUACCCUCUUCUGCCAGCUCCUCAGCACCCUCCGGCACCAGUUCGCCGUUAAGAAGGCGCUCUACCUUGUCCAGGAACCUGUCGUUGAAACGAGACCACCGCGACGACCAGAGCUACGAGUCGGACGAGUUCUUCGACGCAGAAGACAACGACCAGUUCUAUGACAGCUCCAACGCCUUGCUAUGGGUCCCGGCAAACUUGCAUCCCGAGGUCAAUCCUGACAAGUUCAAGAUCCAUGUCAAGUCCACGGUGGAGGAAAUCAUGGAACGCAAAUUGAGCAGGAAAAGCUCGUUGUCUCGCAACUCGUCUCUCAGCACCAGCUCGUUGCCCGUGGAGGAGACCUCGGAGUCCACCAUACCCGCAUUGCAGGAGGAGAAGUCCGAGCCAGAUGCCUCCAAAGACAAGCGAGAAUCGUUCCAUCAGCAUCGUUUCAGCAAUCCUUCUUUGCGUGAUUUGACCCAUGAGCUUGAAAAGCUCUCCAAAAUUGCCGGCAUGGAUGCCAAUGACGCCGUCACCUUGGCAAGAACAUUAUCAACGUCAUCCUUAGGCUACACGGAUGUAGAAAAAUUGGCCAUGGACGAAUUAAGCUCAUCCCCACAUACUUCCCCACUGCAUGCCCCCAAAAGAGCUAAAAGCGAAAAGAGUAUUGACGACCCAUACGAUUCCGAGGAUGAUGCCUCCAUUGAUCCAGAUUCUCCAACCGCAAAUAAGGACAAGACCGUCUUAGGCUCCCAUGACAACUCACAACCUAUAUCUUCAACCUUGCACUUGCAACAGCGUUUACAGCAACAAUUUUUCCAGAGCCAGUCCGACAAGGAGGACGAUCCAGAGGACCCAAAGGAACUGCAUAGUCAUCAAGCACCCAAGCAUCCAGAUUCAAGUUCUCGCGCAGCCCAUGACUUUGCUUUGAAGAGAAGCAGGAGACCAGACUACAGAAAGCCAAGCGCUACUAGUGUGGCUCCAGCAUUGGGUUCCAAUUUACAAAGUUCGAAGCACGGCAAGUUGGCAGAGUUGAGAAACAAUUUGAAUGCUAGUUUUGGGAAUGAAGUAGUUCCUCAAAAGGAUGGCUAUAAUAACAAGUCUUCCACUAGCCACAAAAGCUUUGACAAGAAAAGUGCCCGUGAUUCACAACUCUUAUUCAGCUACAGAAACCCAAACGAACCACCCCCAAGCAAGAAUGGCGAUAAUUCAUCCUCCAAAAAAGUAGCCCACGAUUCAGGUUCACCAUAUCCAUCGUCUGCUACCUCUCAUUCUGUUGAGCUGCAAUUUACACCAAAGUUUAACAAUCAAAACUUGACGGCAAAAAGAAUCUCCCGGAUUAAGUCAAUACAGACUGGACUUGAACCAGACAAGUCUAGACCACGUCAAGCUCCUCCCACUCAACCAUACCCAAACCAGGACUUGAAUUAUGUUCCAUCUACAGGCAGCUCGAAACAUAGAUCUCAUCAAGGUCACCAAUCGACCCGAUCACAGCAAUCACACCAGCAUCAACCACACCAGAAACAAUCACACCAGAAGCAGCCACAUUCGCAACAUAUGCAUCAUCAACAGCAACAGCAACUGCACCAACCACUACCACAACAACAGCAGCAACAGCUACAACAACAACAUCAGCAACAUCAGCAACAUCAGCAACAUCAGCAACAACAGCAACAUCAGCAACCUCACCAUCAUACUCGCCACCAUCAUAGGUCCGACAGAAGUUCCAGCCCUAUAGAACUUCCACAGCUAGAGGAAAACCGUGCCAGACGCCAUCACCGUAGUAGCCGCAAAAAGACAGGGUACCAGAAGACUUUACAUCAGCCUCAUGUCACUACCCCUUCUAUGAAUGAGAAGUCUCAACAAUUGAACCAGAAUUUGGAUUUAUUGAGAUCCGAGAUAAAUGAGUUCAAGGAAAGCUUGAACAAAAACGAAUCAGUUAGUCAAGGUAGCAGAAAGAGUUCAUCUUCAUCCCAGAAAUUGGUUCCACAAGAUGAAAGACCAACUAUUGGGGGCACAUCAAGCGAGCACAACGAGGCAGACUUCAGCUUUGAACUUAGUUAUCAAGACAUUAGCUAUGAGGAUUCUUUGGGUAUUGAGAGGGAAGUGUUGACCGAAUUGGGUAGGUCAACUCAGCCUACUUCCAAUAUUCUCGAUUCUGAAGAUAUCAGAUUUGAUGGUUCCCGCAAAGACUCUCAGAGUGAUGAAGUUCCUACGAACACCGUCAACGAUAUCCUAGCAGGCCGCGCAACAAAUGUUGCCAACCUGGCUACCGAGAGAGAUUUUGUCGGUUCGGAGAGAGAUAGACGUCAAGAUUCACCAUUUUUGGAUAAUAGGGCUAAAUCAUUAUCCAAAGAUCAGAAUCAACGUCUUGAAUCGAACCUGGCCCAUGAAUCGAAAUUGCAGUCACCACCCAAAAGUUAUAGGCAUCAAGCUCAAGCAGCUAAUAUUCAAGACAAAGUGCAAUCCGAGGAUUCUUCCAUUCAACAAGCCCAGCAAUUUUAUGGAAGAGAAAUCAAGAGCGAAUCACCAUACCCCUCUCCUAACCUUAACGAUCAUUCUCAAAUCCCUCAAUCCAAACAGAAAAAGUUGGAAGAGCAAUUGCAUCAAAUAGAGUUGGACGAAGCAGGAGUUGCUUCAUUGGAAGCAACAGCAAGGUCUCAAAAGGAUGGGGAAAAGGUAUCCACUAACGAGUUAGAGAAUAUCUAUGAUCAGAAAUUGUCCAUGGAAAGCCAAAAGAGUAUUCCCAUUUCUAAAAAGUCGGUGGAUAUUAUACACCCUAUUUCUGAAACUGAAUUUUCUGAUGACUCUAGUUUUGAAACGUCACCAACCAAGGCUGUCAGAAAGAAAAAGUCGUUCGGUGUGCUCCAAAACAAUUCGUCUCCUUCUUUGGAGUCUGGUCCAAAUAAAAGUCCUACUAAGAAAUUGAAAAAGAAGAAGUCUUGGCCAUGGUUGAAGGAAAGAUCAGUCAGUCUUUCGUCCGCUGAAGGUAACAACUUACCCACUGUUACAGAAUCGCCAUCACCUUCACGGUCUGUUUCAACUCCAGAAAUGUUAUCUAGGCCCGAAGAUGAGGAAGAAACCAAGGUGAAAUCCAAGCAUGCUAGCGAGGGCAAGGAGAACAUGAUUACUAAAUUGUUCAAGAAGAAGAAGCCGGCCGUACAACCCUCGAACGCUUCUGUCCAUUCUGUUGAGUCGAAGGACUCAGGUGUUGUGGUUGACUAUGAAUCUGACUCAGAAUCAAAGAAGAGCGUAAAAAAGAAGAGUAGUGGGAUUUUCAAGAUGAAGAGCAAGCCCAAGCUUGUGGAAAGAGAAUUGAGAGAGGCUGAUCAUGAAAAUUUAGUUGCUAAUGUGAAUGCAGAAACAGCAGCCGCAGGCAAAUUGGUAAAAGCAGCGGAAACAACACAAUUAGAAGAAAAGGUAAACCCAGAUAAUGAAGUUGAAACCAUAAAGACUCAAACUGUCAAGAGCAAGAAGCAAGAGAGCCUUGCGUCUCCAAUUGAUGAUAUCAAAAUGAGUGAAGCUAUGGAGAAGAAAGAUGCCAAGGACAAGAAGAAGUCCAAGUCGAAGUUUAGUAGGAAAUCACAGGACAAGAAGGACAUCGAGGAAGAAAAGGCGUUAAAGCAAGAGCAAGAAGAGGAAGAAAAAUCGGCAGAGAAGCCCCAGACCACCCAUGAAGUGCAAGAAAAAUUGAAGAAGUCCAUCAAAAGAACAUCCAAGGCUAACCAACCUAUUGUGUUCACUGACUCUGCGUUUGGGUUUCCGUUGCCUCCACCAUCCCAGUCCACUUUGGUUAUGUUGGAUUACCGGUUUCCAGUACACGUUGAAAGGGCCAUUUACAGAUUAUCGCAUUUGAAGCUUGCCAACCCCAAGCGGUCUCUCAGAGAACAGGUGUUGUUGUCCAAUUUCAUGUAUGCGUACCUUAACUUGGUGGACCACACGUUGCACUUAGAGCAACAUAUGACGAACGGGGACUCCGGACAAGACGAGUUGGACGACAAUAACGACAAGGACAUGGUAUUUGCUAGUGACGAGCACAUGCUCAUGGAAGGGGACAACAUCGAUGAAAUCGAUGAUAGCGACCUCGUGCCGAAUGACGACUCAAUCCCCAUAGACUUGGAUAUUGCAGAUAUGGACAACGCCAAUGCAGGCAUACAAGUUUAG
This is a messenger RNA of Suhomyces tanzawaensis NRRL Y-17324, 4332 nucleotides long. It is a transcript of the gene ZDS1, whose product is annotated as Zds1p. The transcript has a single exon. NCBI's taxonomy places the organism in Eukaryota, Fungi, Ascomycota, Pichiomycetes, Serinales, Debaryomycetaceae. Bases 1 to 4332 code for a protein of 1443 amino acids. Gene Ontology annotation, cellular component: cytoplasm; cell septum. The record is from RefSeq and is a predicted model, not a curated record. Gene Ontology annotation, biological process: positive regulation of G2/M transition of mitotic cell cycle; establishment of cell polarity.